AUGAAUGAACAACCAGCAAAAAACAAUUCUGCUCAAGAGGGACACACAGAUCAAAGUUCUCCUGAGAAGAACCAUCAAAUCACACAGAAGCAACUGGUAUGGCAUAUGGAUCGGCAGUUAAAGUACUUGGCCUUUCAAAACCCUGGACCACAGGUGGCAGACUUUAAUCCUGAAAUAAGGCAGCAGAGAAAGAGAGCUCGGAGGUCAAUGAUGAAUGAGUGUUUUUCUGUAAAAUACAAUGUUUUGAAGAAGUAUGACGAAAGUGGCAAGCUCAUCUUUAACGAUGUUGAUCUGUGUGACUGUCUGGAGAAGAACUGCCUGGGCUGCUUCUACCCCUGCCCCAAGUGCAACUCCAACAAAUGCGGUCCCGAGUGCCGCUGCAGCCGGCAGUGGGUCUACGAUGCCAUAGUCACCGAGUCCGGAGAGGUCAUCAGCACACUGCCUUUCGAUGUUCCUGACUAGAUGUUACAUGGGGGAUGAUUUGUUUCUUUCUGUCAUUUAAGCCAACCUCUUUCUCUUGGGUGAAUUUUAGGGCUUGGGGAAACGUUGGAAAAACAGACUUCAGACUAGUGUUCUCUGAAGCCAUAGAACCAUGUAGAGCAGACAGUCAUUCUAUAACAUUCUUAUUUCUUCUUCCCAUAUUCCUUUACUUGUAACCAAAUAAUUUGACAGCAGAUGGAUACCAGCACCUCACUGACACCUGCAUCUCAACUCUGCUCUCAAAUUAAAAAUCUUUCCUCUUUGCUAGUACCUGAGAAAAUGUUGUUUUUCAGAAUUCUGAAACUGAGAGCCUUUCUUACAUGGAACAUAGAGUCAUAAAUUUGU
Molecule: messenger RNA, 825 nt
Organism: Manis pentadactyla (Chinese pangolin)
Lineage: Eukaryota; Metazoa; Chordata; Mammalia; Pholidota; Manidae
Gene: ARL14EPL
Product: ADP ribosylation factor like GTPase 14 effector protein like
Exons: 3
Coding region: 1-462 (153 amino acids)
Source: RefSeq, a predicted model, not a curated record